UGAUGUAACCAGUGUCCCAGGAGAGACUUUCUGCCAGCUUUCUAAAGGAGCUCUUCUUCCUCCUCCCAGUGGGACAAAAGCAGAAAAAACAACCACCUGUAGCCAUUCAAGGUCUACGGCACUUUUCAGAGCGUGCCUAAAUUCUGGGCGAUGGUCAGUCCUGUCUGCACUUUGCACUGGAUAGAUAUUCUCCACCUUAGCCAAAUUCUCUCUGUCAUCCCAGUUGAGAGGUGUCUUUGAGCUGACUUGUGCCAUCGAAUACUAAGAUUGAUAAAAUCAUGGAUAUCUACACAAGGGCUCAGGGCAGUCGAAUGAAACCAAGAAUAUCAGUGAAAAAGAGCUUUGGUGAAGGUGUACUGCACUCUAUGGAGUCACUGCUGCACAGCAGAAAAGAGUUAUGCAGUGUAUCAGCAGAAGAAUGUUUAAGUUGGGAAGAACAAGAUAACUUCAUUGAGUAUGUUCAUGUUUUUAUUCUACAGAUUACAUUCAUAGGUUUUGCUGAAGAGAUGGGUACUGCUCAUUUGCAGGAGCUGUCAGCUGUUUCUGUAGAACUUCCAGAUGUUCUGAAAUCGCUUCAGUUGUGCAAACUAAAAGAAAAUGAGGUUAUUUUUCUAAAAGAUGUAAAGAAAACCUUGACAAAACCCUGUGUCAUGAAAAACCAGAACCAACUUCCUGAAGUGCUUUGUGUGAUGCGACUGGCUCCUUCAUUCCCAAAGAUCAAAGCGGAUUAUGUAUUUACCUUGCUGAGCAAGUAUACCAUGGGUGUAAGACACACAGUUGAAAUAAACUCACUGCAAAAACAUCAAACAGAGACAUCCCGGGCAGAAGAUGAUGACACUAAUCAGUCAGUUUCUUCAAUUGAAGAUGAUUUUGUCACUGCUUUUGAGCAGUUAGAUGAAGAUGAGCCUUCAAAGAUGCAAAGUGUUGGGCCAUGCAACUCUACUUCUCGAAGCCAUCGAGAUGCUGCUUCACAGACCAUCCCUGGUCGGUGUUCAGAAGCUGUGGACUCGAAGAUCCGUUUGGGUUCUGGAUGUCAAAAGUCAUCAUCUGCUAGAUCUUCUGCUUUGUUUGAUGUUUUGAGACUUAAGGAACUGUCCUCAGUAAAAAAUUCAGUUACAACUUCAAUUUCUGAUCCUUGGAUACAAAAGAGUUUCUAUAAGCCAUAUAACCCUUCUGAUCAAGGUGUAAAUUUUUUAUGUAAAACGCUGUUUUCCUCCUCUCCAGCUGAAUCUUCUGAGUCAAAUUGUUCCAGCCCAAGCCCCAUUAUCUUCUUAGAUGAAGAAGGUUAUCAAAAAAGCUUGAAGGCAAAACUCCAGCUGCCAAAAAUUCCAGUAGUGAAAGACGGUAUUGAGGAUUCAGACUCAGAAAUUAGUGAAUUUUUUGAUAGUUUUGAUCAGUUUGAUGAACUAGAACAAGCCCUAGAAAAAUCUGUUAAAGUUAUUAGGGAUCCCAUCUUAGGGAAUCUCUCUCAGAAAAGGAGGACUGCCCAUGAACAUUUGUGUUCUGCUAACAUUACAAUGAAUCCUCAGAAAUUCAAGUUUGAUCGUCCUACUCUUCCGGCCAAUGUAAAGAAACCAACUCCUCGUAAACCAGAAUCACCAUAUAGCAGUGUCUUUGAUGUCCCAGAUUCCCCUCGACCAGUUAAAACAUCAGGGGAAGAGAGUGGAGGCUUGUUCAGCCCUAUUAGGUCGUCAGCAUUCAGCCCACUAGGAGGCUGUGGUUCUUCUGAAUGUUUAUGUCGUAUCAGUCUUGGUGGAGAUGAGACGAGUCAAAACCACCAUGAUGCACUUUAUAAUACUUAUUCAGAAUACGCUGAUACUGUUUCAUUUGAAAUAUUGGGUUCUGUUUUUCAAUCUGACUGUUCGUCAGAACUUGGAGGAAAUGAUUCCAGAUGCAACAGGAUUGCUUUGAAAGAAGAUGAUGAUCAAGCUGCAGAUCUCAGAAAGAAAACUGGCAAGGAGCCAGAUAAACAAGCAAAAUCUCAACAUAAGUCAUCAAUGAUCAGAGAUAGCAUUCAAAAAUUUGCAACUGACUUGGUUGAAAAAAGUUUGGGCAGUGCUUUUAAGGACCUGCAGAAAGGUGUUUCUUCAUGUACCAAUGCACUUUGUCAUUUGGCUGCUAGGUUGACAUCUUCAGUCUUUCAAAUGGCUUUCUAUGAAAUUGGAAGACGUAGAGCAAUCUCCCUGAAGGAGCGUGCUAUUAAUGGGCUAGCAAGCUUUUUGGUGAGUGAAGCUAUAACUGGUGCUUUGAAAGAACUGCGACAUGUAAGAAAACAGAUGUUUACCAAUACUGUUGCUAGAUUUGCAGCAGACCUUGCUGAAGAACUUGUGUUUGAAGGAAUCAUGGAAGUAUGCCAGUUUUCCUAUCCAUCGACUCCUACAUCUGCACAGCUUUCUUCAUUUUCUUAUGAAGAUAAAGUGGUAAGAUCCUAUGCCAGAGAUCUGUCUGAGUCUGUCAUUCAGGAGGCUUUUAUUGAACUAUCUCAGGUUGAUGUCACCUUCACAACGCAAGCAGCCAUUAGUGUUUCCAUGGACAAUGUUAAAUAUGUGAGUGCAGAAAGUAUGCUGGAAUCAACACAGACCUCCACAGUUCUUCCUAAUUUUAAUGAUAGGGUAGGACAGAAUCCAACCCAAGAUUGCAAGAAGGAAUAUACAGUACAUCAAGCUCUAUUUUGUACCUCUGGUGUUGUAAGUUCAAUACCUGUUCCCUUAGCUGGAAGAGCUCUUUGUCAUUAUCAAGCUUCCUCUGAUACUUGUAAAGCAAAAGUAUGCACUGCUCCAAUUUCUGAUGACAGUAUGAAAGUAUACGAAGGCUGCAGUCAUCCAUUUUUCACAGGCAGAAAAAGAGAGGAGGAAAUCUCUUCCUUCAGGAAUAUAUACCUGACUUCGGAUCACAAUCAAAGUUUUGAAAAUAAUCCGUCACUCUUACAUAACCAGAAUGAUACUAAACAAACAAAUAACAGAUCCGGAAUGAGGAGUAACUCAGAAUUAACAAACGGGUCAAAAAACAUUAAUAGUUUCUCUGGAACUAUGGUAGAUAUGAUAGUAAAUGAAGCUUAUGAGACCAUAUCCUCAUCUAGAGUAACAAAAGCAGUGGAAGAGUAUACAGAUCUUUUAACAAGAAAAGUAGUAGAUAAGAAACCUUAUGUGCAACAUAGUGGUGAAGAUUUCCCCAAGAAUGUGUUUGCGGAUCACCUGGCCAAGUACAUCAUGAAGCAGUCUGUGGAUGAAAGUAAAGCUGUGUUACGCAACGCUAGUGAAAAUUUAUCAUGUAAUGUGGGCUCACAGACUCAUGCAGAUAUCAGUGGAAGAGAGCAAUGUGUAAUAAAGAAGCAAGAGGCUGAGAAACAAAGUAAUGUUUCCGUAAUUGUUGAACAACAGAUGCCUUUGAAUAAUCCAUGUAAAUUGCUUACUCCAACUAAUUCUGUUCAGUGUUUUUCAGAAUCUAGAGAUUGUUGGCAGGAACAAAAAGGAUACAGAUGUUCUUUAAAAUCACCACCACCUUGCUCCACUGUGACUUUAGCUAGGCGUGUUCUAGAGGACGUGACUGAGGCAGGAAGCUGCUCGAUGACGUACUUAAACAAGCCCUCAAAAAAACAUGAGAGUCAAAAACCAUCAUCAGGACCCUUGACUUACAGGCAAGCUGAUUGUUUUCUGCACACAAAUAGCUUUUCUUCAGUGAUGUCUGGCAGUGAAGAUGCUUUGCAGAUGGUUGAUAAGUCAAGUAUCAAAGAUGGAAAUAACAGUUUAACACCUGACACCCCCCCACCAACUCCUUUAGUACCGUGUCAAGCUAAUUCUGAAAGAAACCUACGAAAACUGUCUAAGAAACUCAAGGGAGAAUUAGCAAAGGAAUUUGCACCUGCAACACCACCAUCUACACCUUACAGUCCAUCUGUUACAGGUUCAUCUGAAAUUGAACGUGACUCUUUGGAAAAUGAGGAAUUUAUGCUGAAACUCAUGCGAUCACUUUCUGAAGAAGUUGAAAGUAGUGAAGAUGAAGAUCAUUCUGAAAUGAUCAUUGAGAAGGAAGAACGUUCAGAAAAAACUGUUCAGUAUGCAGAUUACUUAGCUAGUCAUAUAAUUUCAAUAGCAACUGAGAUGGCAGCUUCCCAUUUAGAUGCUAAAACAAAUGAAAGAGAAGCUAAUAGACAGGUUCAUUUGAGUAUGCAAAACAAAAACUGUGGAUAUACUGCAUCUGUAAGUACCCCAGAAGAGACAUGCAGUUCUUUAUGGAAUUACGCAGGUGAUAUGGCAGGAAAAGUCAUCAGUGAAGCCAAGAAAAUGGUGAAAUCAAGGCACUGUAAACUGUUAAAGUUGAAACGUGUUAACUGCCAAGUGGAUUGCCUUUAUCUGAGAAAAGGUGAUAAGGAUCAUAGUUCAAAGGAGGAAUGUGGCCAAGUGCAGGACCAGUGUCCUGGUGAGAGAGAUUCAUCUGUACUUUCUUUACCGCAAGGUCCAGGCAUGAUAGGUUUGACAUCUAAGUACCCUAGCUGUGAAAGUGUGACUGAUGAAUAUGCAGAUCAUAUAAUUCAUGUUUUGAAAAGAGAAGGUGGUAACGCCGAACUGUUAAUGGAUCAGUAUGCCAGCAGGCUUGCUUACAGGUCUAUCAAAUCAGGCCUACGGCAAGCUGCUAGGAAAACUAAAUUGAGAUGCAACAGAAAGAUAUUUCCUGGGCAAAGCGCACCGAUGAAUGGUAAACUAGAACUUACCAAAACAGUGAAUAAAGAUGCAGUACAGCAAGUGAAAAGUGGCAUUCAUCACUGUGUAGACCAAACUCAUGAAAGAGGUAUCAGCAUGCAGAGAACAGAAUGCAUGGAAUUGUUGCACUUUUCAGAGUCUCUUGCUUGCAGCAUAACGCAUGAUGUCAGAAAGAAAUUGAAACUAUCGGGAGCGUGUUUGCCAAAAUCUCUGACAGAUUCCUGUCUAUAUAAAAAGACUGAAUUUGAGGAAAUUGCAGGGGAUCUUAUUAGAACAAGAUUUCCUAGGACACUUCUACCUUUCUCCCCAAAUCAUAAACUGUAUCAUAGCACGGGCAGUUUGAAUGAAAAUAGUUACAGUGAAAGCAUAAUUCAAGCUAUAGAACAGUACGCUAGAAAAGUAGCAGAUGAUACUCUAGAAAUGGGUUUAGAAUCUGCUGGUCUCCAGGUUGCUGAAAACAGAAAAAAUGGGGAUAGGCUUUCAUAUACUGAGAAACUGUCUCCUUUUUCUGGAACUGUCUGUAGAUGCUGCAGUAUGAAGGAACAUCAUUACUGUACAGAAAGUGUGUCUCAUCACUUACCUCUGCAAGAUUCUUCUAUUCCAGUGAGGCAUUUUCUUCAUUGUAGGUUGGACAGUGUCUGCCAAAAACCAAGAGUCUUUCAGCUUGAUAUUCCUAAAAUUCAUGUUGAUGUAGAACAGAAGACAACGUUCUCUGAUAAGGUGGUUGCUGCGUCUGUCGAAAAAGCAGAGGGAGAGCUGAGUUAUGCAAGUGUGGCAGCUGACAGUGGUAUUGGACAAGAUGGAGUCAGUUUUGCUGAAAGCCUUACUACUGAAAUAAUGACAUCAGCUAUGACUAAUAUCAGUCAGGCAGUUAACAUAAGCACUGUUGGAAGAGAAGGAUUUCACUCUGUUGAAUCUGUUGUUAGCCAGCAGAUGAGCCUUAGUAUUGGUGAUGAUAGCACUGGCAGCUGGUCAAAUUUAAGUUUUGAAGAUGAACAUCCUGAUGAGAGCAGCAGUUUUCUUCAUCUCAGUGACAGUAAUGGUAACAGCAGUAGCUGGAGCAGUCUUGGUUUAGAAGGGGAUAUGUAUGAGGAGAAUUUAUCCUUUCCAACAUCAGACAGUGAUGGAACAGAAGACAAAGAUGAGGAUUCCAAGGAUGGUGUAGAAGGUUUGGAGCAAGUAAAAAAGACUUUAGCCAUAUUAAAUAUUGACCUGGAACCAAAUCUAGUGGACCCCCAGCUCAGAGCAGCACUCCAGUGGCUAGCAGCUUCUGAAACAGAGGUGGCUGAUCUGCACUUUCACGACAUUGCUACAAGGGAGUUUGUCUUACUUUCCAGAAGACUGCGUGAAAGAGAUUGGAAAGUGGGAGAUCUCUUGCAAGCAGUGUUGAAGUACUGUGAAAUGCUAGAGAAGGCAUCCGAUGGAGAACAAGCCUUUAAUAAGUCUUUGGUUGGGUGGCUCCUGGAUAAUGUCUGAAAAAGUCCAAAGAUGCACCACUCCUCUCUUCAUUCCUCUUUCAAAAGGAGAUAGGAAGAACGUAGAUAAAUAAUGUAAAAUUCAAUUAAUGAAUGUUCAAAUAAUUGUCAGCAUUUAAAAGACUGAGGUGAAAGUCAAAGUAUCUGUGCUGUGCUUUGUGAUACUGUGCACAUGAUAUGUUUAUUCAGUCCAUAAUCAGCACUGUCCACCCAUGCAUAACUUGUGUUUACUGCUGUGUUCAGACCGUUGAGAUAGUUAUGAAAAAGUACCUUGUCUAUGAUAGUAGCUCAGAGGAGACAGUCUCAGGCAUGACAUUGAAGUUUCCCACUGCACCAGGAUUGCUCUUUACCAUUUGUGUCUGUUCUGUAUUCACGGUGGGACUAUGAACACUUGUGUUCUGGAAAAACCUCUUCUCAUAGUGUGCAGCAGGAUUUUCCAGAAGAAUUGUCAUUCUUGGUCAAGUGUUAGGUGCACAAGGGCAGAAAUAUCAGGAGGAAAAUGGACUUGCCCAGGCAGACCCUUACUGAAGUCUGCCUUCAUAGCUGCCUUUCUCAAUUUGAAUUUUCAAAGAUGUGAGAGUCUGCUCUGAAAUUGAAGUGCAAAUACUUGUUUCCUUUUGUUGAUUAUAGAGCUGGUAAGUUCAGGUAGAAGGACAGUCUGAGCAGCUGAGCAUAACUUCUUAAAAACGAAGCAAAGUUUCUUGAAGUUUGCAGUCAGGUUUAAAUUGCUAAAUUUCUUACUGAAGUUUCUUGUACCAAAAUACUUGUAUAACAUUGAUUUCAUGUCUGAAGAAUUUGUAUGUUAGUCUUUGUUAUGGUUUAAUCCUAAUAGCAGCUCAGCUCCACACAGCUGCUUGCUCACUGCCCCUCACAGUGUGACAGCAAAGAAACUUGGAAAGGUGAAAGUGUUAAGAAGUCAUGGCUUGAGAUAAAGACAGCUGCAGCAAAAGCUGCCCUUGCAAGCAAAGCAAAGUCAGGGCUCUCUCAUACGUGAUGGGUGCUUGGGAAGACAACACCAAAUGCCACCCUCCCUGCCAUUCCAUCUUCCAUUGCUGAGCAUAACACCACAUGGUGUGGAAUAUCUCUUUGGUUAAUGUAUUAGCUGUCCUGGCUAUGUCCCUGAUCAGCAUCUUGUGCCCCUUAGCUCCUCGCUGGCAGGUCAUCUUCAGAAGCUGAAAUGGCCACAGCUCUGUUAGCACUGCUCUGCAGCAACUAAAAUAUCAAUGUGCUGUCAAUAUUAUUUUCAUCACAAGUCCAAAACAUAGCACCAUACAAACCUCUGUGAAGAAAAUUAAUUCAAGCCAAAGCUGGGAGAGUCUCACAUACAGAGUAGCAAAUGGAAUCUUUUUUUUUUUCUCUGAGAAUUGUGGCCAUCUUUUUGACCAGUCUAAUUCUUUACUUCUUACCUUCCAUACAUGAGUUUUCUUUGCAGUAAUAAAGAGAAUUUUGUUACUUGCUGAGCACUUAAGUGUUAGCAUGGAAAACUCAUUAAAAUAGAAAGGAGAAAUUUAUUGCAAAUUGAUUUUUCAUUUUUCUUAACUACCUUUGCUGAAUAUUUUUUUAAAGGCACUUUUAAUCAAGUCUUUUUAGCAAUCUAAUCAUGUUUCUUACCAGUACUGCUGACUUGCCUUUUUGUCUGAAGGAAAGUCUGGAUCUUUACAUAUCCUGUCGUAUGAGAAUGCUUUUGGGGUUUGCUUUUUUGUUUUUAUGCAUUCUUUUUUAGAAAAAGGCACUUGGUAGUAAUUACAAGGCUGCCACCUCAACAUUCAUAUCACUUGAAAGCAGAUCGUGGUGUUUCACUUAGCUUGGGUGAACAAAAGAAUCUUAAUGGCUUUCUCAAGGAAAAAUACACUGUUGGUAUGUCAUGCAUUUCAGGGUGUGAUCCCAAAUGAAAAGAAAUGGAUGUCUUUAAACCUGUUCAUGAGUUAUAGUGCAAUAUGUACAAUUCUGAUUCCUCGUGUCCUAAAUUGCUAUAAAGUGUCACACUGGUAAGACCACUUUUCUUGCAGUGUCUUUGUGUGUCAGGAAGGCAUUCCACUAGUCAGUAUAGAUCUUUUUACAGAGACCUGGUUUAGUUUAGUUUUCAUCUGUCAUCUGGUUUUCAAAAGGGACCCUGUCUUGGAUCUCAAAGUUUACCUUUCAAACUGGGUUAGGUUUAUAUAUGCAUGUGUGUGUUCACACGUGUGCAUGCACACACAACUAGAUAUGUUGAUGUAUCUAUAUUAUGUAUUAGAUCUCACCUAUAUGAAUUUACAACAUAAAUUUUUAUUGCUAACUUAAA
This is a messenger RNA of Lagopus leucura (white-tailed ptarmigan), 8456 nucleotides long. It is a transcript of the gene AKAP11, whose product is annotated as A-kinase anchoring protein 11. The transcript is spliced from 12 exons. Lineage: Eukaryota; Metazoa; Chordata; Aves; Galliformes; Phasianidae. Gene Ontology annotation, biological process: intracellular protein localization. Gene Ontology annotation, molecular function: protein kinase A binding. The record is from RefSeq and is a predicted model, not a curated record. Bases 279 to 6176 code for a protein of 1965 amino acids. Gene Ontology annotation, cellular component: cytoplasm.